Messenger RNA from Colossoma macropomum (tambaqui), 4298 nucleotides. RefSeq names its product TEA domain family member 3 b (gene tead3b). Gene Ontology annotation, biological process: hippo signaling; embryonic organ development; positive regulation of transcription by RNA polymerase II. The transcript has 15 exons. The coding region runs from base 379 to 1677 and encodes 432 amino acids. The record is from RefSeq and is a predicted model, not a curated record. Lineage: Eukaryota; Metazoa; Chordata; Actinopteri; Characiformes; Serrasalmidae. Gene Ontology annotation, molecular function: RNA polymerase II cis-regulatory region sequence-specific DNA binding; DNA-binding transcription factor activity, RNA polymerase II-specific. Gene Ontology annotation, cellular component: transcription regulator complex.
AAUUUCAUACCAAACCCAUACUUCGCAUUCCACCUUUACUGUCAAACCGGGGAGAGAUAUUACUGAAAACAAUAAGGGGCUCAGGAAAAAACAAAAGCCAGCUUUUGAAUUAAUGAUAUUUGGUCCAGUUCUCCUGAACUGCUGGACGCGUUUUCCCUCAGUAAAGGACUGUCAAGAGGAGAAGAGAAAGAGAACAGGGCCAACGGUUUGAGAAGAAACUUGGGUCAAAACGCCUCAGCUACAUUUAUAGUACCUGUGUAGUGUGUGGGCUCGUGGCAGGGCCCGGUAAGAGCCGGCAUCAUUGCGUCGAACGAGUGGAGUGCGAAUGGUAGCCCGCAGCAGGGGCUGGAGGAUGGGAGCGAUGAGCUGGACAAGACCAUGGACGGAGAUGCUGAGGGCGUGUGGAGCCCCGACAUCGAGCAGAGCUUCCAGGAGGCCCUAGCGAUAUACCCACCCUGCGGCCGCCGCAAAAUCAUCCUUUCAGACGAGGGCAAGAUGUAUGGGCGCAAUGAGCUCAUUGCCAGAUACAUCAAGCUGAGGACGGGAAAAACUCGCACAAGGAAACAGGUGUCUAGUCACAUACAGGUGUUAGCACGGAAGAAAGUCCGCGAGUUCCAAGCGAGUAUAAAGGUUUCUAGCCAUUUGCAGGUUCUUGCCCGGAGAAAAUCUCGCGAAAUACAGUCAAAGCUGAAGGCCAUGAACUUGGAUCAGGCGUCUAAAGACAAGGCUCUUCAAAACAUGGCGGCUCUCUCCUCGGCCCAGAUAGUGUCUCCAAACCUGAUCAAGAGCCAACUUCCCCCACUGCCCCAGCCGCCUUACCCGCCACCCGCUCUAGCCCCAGGCUCCAGAUUUUGGCCAACUCCAAUUCCAGGACAACCUGGACCCUCUCAGGACAUCAAGCCUUUUGCACAGACCUAUCCAAACCUACCUGGACCUGUUCCGCCUCCCAUAUCAGCCUAUGAGCCCCUGGCACCCCCUCUCCCACCAACGGCCACUGCGGUGCCUGUAUGGCAGGAUCGCACUAUCGCCUCCUCUAAGCUGCGCAUGCUGGAGUACUCCGCCUUCAUGGAGGUCCCUCGAGACCAGGACACUUACAGCAAACAUCUGUUUGUGCACAUUGGGCAGACCAAUCCCUCGUACAGUGACCCCCUGCUGGAGGCAGUGGACAUCCGGCAGAUCUAUGACAAAUUUCCUGAAAAGAAGGGUGGGCUGAAAGAGCUGUACGAAAAAGGCCCCCAGAAUGCCUUCUUCCUGGUCAAAUUCUGGGCUGAUCUGAACAGCAGUGAUAUGCAAGAUGGACCCGGCUCGUUCUACGGCGUCAGCAGCCAGUACUGCAGCACUGAGAACAUGACCAUCACCGUCUCCACUAAAGUCUGCUCCUUUGGCAAGCAGGUGGUGGAGAAAGUGGAGACGGAGUAUGCACGAGUAGAGGGUGGAAAGUGUGUGUACAGGAUCCACCGCUCGCCCAUGUGUGAAUACAUGAUCAACUUCAUCCACAAGCUCAAGCACCUGCCAGAGAAAUACAUGAUGAACAGCGUCUUAGAGAACUUCACCAUUUUACAGGUGGUGACCAACAGGGAAACGCAGGAGACCCUGCUAUGCAUAGCGUUUGUAUUUGAAGUGUCGACGAGCGAACACGGGGCGCAGUAUCACGUCUACCGGCUCAUUAAAGACUAGCCACACCUGUGAGAACGGGCUUUGCCAAUGGACACUCUGUCGCUUUGUGCAAUCCCACCACAGACUGUCCAGACGUCAGAGCGAUACACCAGCAUGUUGGCGAGAGCGGACGCGUUUUCGAUUCUGUACUGAUCCGGGUAUACUGUAAGUGGACGGAGGCUUGAGCAGAGGGGCGUGGAGGAAUGGAAAAAUGAGAAGUGUAGUAUUGCUCUGUUAAAGGACAAUCUUUUUUAUACAUAUUUAAUGCCUUAAAAACAAAAUGGGUCACAUAGGUUUUUUUUUCUUUUUUGUUGCGUACAAAUUCUAAAUGUCUUUUAUGCUCUUUUUGUUAUUUGUCUUCACUGAGGGACUAUGAAUGUUGAAUGCAUUGCAGGAAGGAAGGUUUUUAAUAAUGGAAGACAAUGUGUGUCCUUGGCAGGUGCACAGUACGUACUAGAAGUAAGGACCAGGGCCUCAACAAGAGGGUUAUAGAAAUUUUUUUAUAAAGGACAGGUCUGCUCUAAACACACUGCAGCUGUUUCUCCAACAUGAGAGCUGACAUUAAGUGACAACUGUGGUCUUCGCCAUCUUAACCGCCCCUUUUUUGCUAUUCCUGAGUGAAUGACAAACAACAGUUUGAUGUCAAACUAGCACACGAAGUUAGGCCAAUAGUUUGUUCAAUAUUUGUCCAUGUACAGUGAGUGAGAGACUGCAGUGCAUUUGCAUUGAUCUGUCCUUUAUCCAGCAUGGAGGUGUCAGAAACAGGAAGGCCUUCAUGGCCACCAAAUGAUUAUUAGGCUUGUGAAUGUGGCAAGUGCUUCUCUCCAAAGAACUCAAUAUGGAUUGACAUUCUGAAGUGCCUUUUUUUGACUACCUCUUGACAUGAAUUGAUAUAAUUAUGUGCUAAUGUUUUUGAUACUAGAGCAUGACUAAGCAUUUAAGUCUUUGUUUCUCAAAACUCACUUUUUUGGUUUGAAAUGCUGUUUGUAACGAGUAUAUCGGAGCAUAAAUGAGCAUUCGAAUGCGCUCAUUACAAACAGAUAGUGGCACAUGUACUAAACAGAGGUCAGAUAAACUUGACUGUCAGCAGCGUUAAAUCGCCCUCUAACACAAAGAAAACAGCUUUACAGUGGCUGCCUAUCAGUCAGUUCUUUUAUGAUGGUAGUGGUACUAUACCUCUAAUGUUUCUCUUUUGUUGUUGUUGUUGUUAUUGACAAUGGAAAAUCUUGCCUUUUUGUAUUCUCUGGUGCUUUUUGGAUCCUUUUAAGAGAUUCUGCAUUAUCAAGACUUUGCUUAUCAAGACGCAAUUCUCCCUCAGAUAAUAAGCUCUUGUGCCAUCCGCAAAGUUUGCAACGUGCAUUGAGCAGCCAUCUUCAAUUCAUGUGGAGCACUGGGAACACUACAUUUGUUGUUGUUUUUGUUUUAACUCUCCCCAGUGCAUCUGAAAGGGACAGUUAAUGAUUUCAUCCUCAGCAUAAUCGUCAUUCCCACCAGUCUGUCAAGGUUUGUGGUGUCAGUCUUUGCAUGUGCAUCGCAUUUUAGGUGUAGAGUAGAGUUUUAAAGCCAACCCUGUUGACCUUAGAGUCACUGUUGCGUUCACUUAAGUCACUGCCAGUUGCUGCCAUAAUGCACCCAAUUGGAGGUCUAUUAAAUGAAAUGUUUCACAAUAAUGGGAUCAUGGAUAGUUUUCAGUACUGCUGCAGGUUUACUGCAGUAUGCUACUACUGACUUUUCUCAAAACAAUGUACUUGACAACAUAUCAAAAACUUGAAAAAAUAUCAAAUUGGAAAGUGCUGUUUCCCAGAAGACUGUAUUAUUUUUUUUGUCCCUCCCAGCCACUGAUUGCUAGAGGCAGCCCUGCUUGUGUGAAAGCUAUUCCACAUUUUGGAAAAGGUAUUCUUUAAUAAUAUUCAUAUUAGGAUUAUUUAAGGGUACAGUAUUGUUGGUGUCUUAAGAAAACCUGGUGCCCCUGAGAAAAAAGGAAAAAUCCUGUACUAUGUUUAAACCAAAUUGCCAUGACUUUAAAGGUUUAAUAUGCGAAAGGCAAAACAACUAUUCUCAGAGUUACAGGUUUUCCUGCGAUACCGGCAAUAAUUCAGUUGAUUCAUUGUGAAUGGUUUGGCAUAAGCUUUAAACGAAACAAGAUUUAAAAUAAUAAUUUGUCUAGUAAUUCAUUCACGACAAGGUACUCUGUAGUAUAUUGACAAUGACAGACUUCGAGGUUCAAGCUGUCAUUUUGCUUCAUCAACUGAAUUGGUACAACCUUAGCCUAUAAACGGUGUCGUCUGUGAACUUUGACGACAACUUCCUCAAUUGUUCUUUUUUACAGGCUGUUUUUUUUUCUUUUGUUAUAAUUAUUAAUUUUAUGUUUGCUAUCUUUGACUUUCAGUUCAUGCUGUAUGCAUCAAUUGAAAAUGUUGUGUGUUACUGUUGAGAUUUUAUAUAAUAAUCUAAAUGGUGUUGGAGUUUGUUUUUGUUUUUUUUCCCUCCUUACCCAGUAACGGUUCACUGUGGCCUUGGUUACCAACUGUGCAUUGAAGUCAUUUAUAUUAUAUUAUCUACAAUGUGAGGGGUUUGUACAAUAUAAUCUGAACAGUAUGUAUAGUAAUACCAAUAAAAUGUUUUGGUUCCCCUUGGGACAU